ACCGCGGGACGCUUAAAAAAAGAAGCUCCCAAAAAAUGGCACCCAAAAAGCAGAAGGAAAACCUGCCACCUAAUGUCUCAAGCUCUCUGGAGUCAGAGGACAUCAGUCUGGAGACGACCGUGCCCACAGAGGACAUCUCCUCCUCGGAUGAGAAAGAUGGCAAACGGAAGGUUACCAAACAGCUACUGGAAAGAAAAGAGUUAAUACACAACCUUCAACUACUGAAAAUCGAGCUGUCCCAAAAGAACCUCAUCAUCGACAAUAUGAAAGUGGAACACCUCACCAAAAUUGAGGAGCUGGAGGAACAACUAAAUGAUGCCCUGCAUCAGAAACAGGUCCUGACCCUUCGCCUGGACAGUCAGCUUAAACUCCAGCAGGAUGAGAACAGAAAGCAGCAGGCACUGAGGAAGCAAGAAAUGGACUCUAUUUUGCUGAGACAGAAGCAGUUAGAGGAGACCAACCGGCAGUUGUGUGAGCGAGCUGGGUACAUUCGGCGCAGUCUGAGAGAUCUGGAGCUGAGCGAGAAGAAGUAUAUGGAACUGCGAGACCUUCCUGAAGACAAGCUCUCCAUCCCAGAAUAUGUAUCGGUGCGCUUCUAUGAAGCUGUGACUCCUUUGCAGACAUUAGUGGCGGAGCUUCAGUUAAAGAAAAACAAUCUGGUAGAUGACCUGGAAAAUCAUCGUAUCCAGAUCAAAUCUUUUAUGGAGAGCUAUGAAGAGGAGCGACGUGCCCGAUCAGAGCUAGAGAUUCGUUGUCAAAGGCUAACACUGGAACUGGCUGACACCAAGCAGCUCAUACAAGAGGGUGACUACAAACGUCAGAACUACGACAAAGUAAAACGAGAAAGAGACAGCUAUGAGACGGAGGUGAGAGAACUGAGGAAGAAGGUGGAGAUGUUUGACCUGACACAAACUGCCCUUACUAAGGAGAGGAAUGAUCUCAAUAAAGAGGUUGCCACUCUUCAGCAAUCAGUGACGCUGCUCCAGAAGGACAAGGAAUAUCUAAACAGGCAAAACAUGGAGCUGAAUGUGAGAUGUGCUCAUGAGGAGGAUCGCCUGGAGAGGCUGCAGAUCCAGCUGGAGGAUUCCAAGAAAACCAGAGAGGAGGCCUAUGACAAAUAUGUGGCUUCCAGGGAUCACUAUAAGACUGAAUAUGAGAACAAAUUGAGGGACGAACUGGAGCGCAUUCGUAUGAAGACCAACCACGAGAUUGAGAGCCUGCAGCGCACCUCCAAAGAACUGUAUGAGAGAGAGAACAGACACCUUCGAGAAGCACGAGAUAAUGCAGUCAUUGAAAAAGAGCGAGCCUUCAGUGCAGAGAGGGAAUCCCAGGCCAAAUACGACCAGCUCCUAGAACAGUUCAGGCAGCUGCAGCUGAACUCCGACAGCAGGGUUUCAGAGAUGCAGAACCAGAUGAAGCUUAAAGCUUUUGAAGCAGAGCGCUCGCAGAUAGUGCAGGAGGAGACCGCCCGCAACCUCAGCCUGUGUCAGAUGGAGUGUGAGAAACAGCAGAAGAAAUUGGAGGUUCUGACAAAAGAGUUUUAUGCACUUCAGUCAUCGUCAGAGAAACGCAUAGCAGAGCUGCAAACCCAAAGUGCCGAGCAGCAGAUGAGGCUGAACACCUAUGAGAAGCUAGAAAAGGAGCUUGACGACAUCACCAUGCAGGCAGCAGAGAUGCAAAAUGAAGAUGAAGCAGAGAGGGUGCUGUUUUCAUACGGUUACGGAGCAAAUGUGCCGACCACUGCCAGGAGAAGGAUGAAGCAGAGUGUUCACCUGGCACGAAAGGUUCUGCAGCUGGAGAAACAAAACACUCUGUUAAGAAGAGACCUGGAGAGAAAGACUGCCCACACGGGGCAGAUCUCAGAAGAGCUGCAGACAGCCAAUCAGCUUCUCCAGCAAGCACAGCAGCCAUACAGUUACCUGAUAGAGACGGUUCGUCAGCGGGACUCACAGAUCCAGUCUCUGAAAGAUCGCCUCCUACAGCUGGAAGAGGAAGUGAGUGCGCUGAAGAAAGAAAAGGCGAGUCUGCUGCAGGUGAAAAACAACAUGGCUGCUGAUCUGGAGCGGCUCCUGAGACACAGGGAGGAGCUGUCUGCCAUGAAGCAGGUGCUGGUCAACAUGUGCUCACGGCAACAGGGAGACACAGCGUCCACAGCAGAGCCACAGCUCAUCAUCAGCACAGCAGUCAAACAGCGGCCCGAAGAGCCUGGCAGGGCCAGAGACUGGGAGCAGGACCAGCUCCGACCUAAACCCACUGUGUUUACCAAUAAAGAAGUUCCUGAGUGGCACAGAAAGCUCAAGGCAAAGAACAAAUAACGAAAUGAGACUUGUUUUACCAGUGUGUGAAGAGGCGCAACUCUCAGGAGACGACAUGCACCUAAACAGCACAUGCACGUUUUAUUUAUGGAGGGCGGGCCGUGUGAACUUUGCUACUAUUUAGUACAUGAAGUUUUUUUAACUGUAUGUAAUUUUUUCUGCAAAUGUAAACAUGUCUGUUAUGUAACUAUUAGGUUAUAAUUUGAAAAGAUUGUAGUUUUUUUUAUUUAUCAACAGUGAUUUGUUGAGGUGUGUGAAUGUCAUAGCAAGUGCGUGUCAGUGUCAGCAAGUGUAUGUCAGUCAUUGAGGGUCACAUGACACACUGGUUUUCAAAUGUUUUAAAAUAUUUAAAUUCUGAAUGAAAAGAAGACUCUUUUGUCUGCUUCGGUUAAUUGUAACAAGAGUCCAAUGGCUUAUUUUUGCAGUUGUAAGGCGCUUCACACAGUAAUCUUUAAAAAUAGCCAGAGGCUUGCAUUCCGCAGGACUCAUCUGUCUCCUCUGAGCUCAGUAGUAGUAGUGAGAGGAGGCAUUCAGCUGAAGCCUUUUUAUUCAGCUUUACAUCCUCAGAAAAACAUAAUAGAAUUUAACUUUUAUUUUCAUGUUUUACCACUUCUUAUCCUGGUCAGGGUUGCUGAAUCACUGGGUGCACAUCCCAUAUAGGACGCCACUCACUUUUUUCGGUCUACGUCCCAGCAGUGGUGGGGUAGCGAAAUAAACUGCUGCACCACUUGAACACCCCAUGCUAUUUUACAGUACACUAAGAGCACUGCAAAUAUGGUCAGUAUUUACAUAUGGAUAACCAACUCUACUGUUACUAUCAGGCCAAUAAAUAUUGAUGCGUUUUUUUUGAUAAUGUAAAUGUUUUAUGUCCACCUUAAUAAAAUGUAAUAAGUCAGGUUCAUUUAACUUUUGUUUAAGGAUUGACCGAUGAUUUUACUCAACAGAAAUUAUUUUUUAUGCUUGGUGAAGCUCUCAUCAUCAAAGGGUUUUUCAUCAAAUACAAAGGAACAAGGUGGUGAAUAUUUCUCAGCACUGCAGUGACACUGACAUGGUGGUGGUGUGUUAGUGAGUGGAUCAGACACAGCAGCACUGCUGGAGUUUUUAAAUACCGUGUCCACUCACUGUCCACUCUAUUAGACACUCCUACCUAGUUGGCUCACCUUGUAGAUGUAAAGUCAGAGACGAUCUCUCAUCUAUUGCUGCUGUUUGAGUUGGUCAUCUUCUAGACCUUCAUCAGUGGUCACAGGUCGCUGCCCACGGGGCACUGUUGGCUGGAUGUUUUUGGUUUUUGGACUAUUCUCAGUCCAACAGUGACAGUGAGGUGUCUUAUCCACUCAUGUGUGUUGAAUAAAGGAGGUGGUUUUAAUGUUAUGACAUCAGUGUAUAUAUACUUUAUGGUUCAAUGUUUGUGGACUCUCUUUAGUUAAGGUGUUGCAGCAACACAGAUUACUAACAGUAGUAUAAAAUUCAUUUUACACACACACACACACACACACACACACACACACACACACACACACAAAGGGUGCUUGGAUGGUCUAGCAGUAAAUUAGCCCACUAACCCCUGUGUGUGUGUCACACACACUUACACUAUUGCAACUAGCGACUUGGGUGUCUACAUACAGACAUGAUUUGACAGCCAUAUAACUAAAUAUGUGAGUAUGUGUGUAUAUAUACACUUGUGUGUGUGUGUGUGUGUUAAUGACAAGUGUGAAUAAUGCCUUUCCUGAGAUCACUGUUUUGGGGGCAUGAACAUGCCUUUGUGACUAAAUGUAUGUGGACACCUGAGACCAGGUCAUAAAAGCCUCCACUCAUCUGAAAAGACUUUCCACAAGAUUUUGGAGUGUGUCUGUGGGAACUGACUGCCACAAAGUUGAAAGCAUGUAAAUGAUUUGCUAUUUAUUUUUUGUAACCUUUCUGUAAUGGGUGUGGCUGAACUCAAUAAAUAGAAAGGGCAUGGCAGCA
Messenger RNA from Trichomycterus rosablanca, 4280 nucleotides. RefSeq names its product progesterone immunomodulatory binding factor 1 (gene pibf1). The record is from RefSeq and is a predicted model, not a curated record. Lineage: Eukaryota; Metazoa; Chordata; Actinopteri; Siluriformes; Trichomycteridae. Gene Ontology annotation, biological process: cilium assembly. Gene Ontology annotation, cellular component: centriolar satellite. The transcript has 18 exons. The coding region runs from base 36 to 2315 and encodes 759 amino acids.